UUGCAGACGGAAGCGGCCGUGGAGGGGAAGGUGGCGGUUCCCCCUGAGGAGGGUGUUUGUCUUUAAAGCUGACGCUCCCCGUCCCCCUCCUCGCAGGGAAGGCUGAGGGCGCUGCCGGCGCUGAAGUCCUUGUUGGGGUCCCCGCCCCGGAGCCUCUCUCAGCGGUCCUGACUGUGAGUGUGAGCUGAGCUGAUUAACGGGCUGUGCUGACAUCUUUGAAGGCACAUUCUGUGACUCCUCAACAUAUUGUCACCUGAGAAAACAACCCACACCCUGAUCAGGACCAGGACCAAAUGGCUGCUUCUCAGGAACCCUUGUCCUUCAUGGAUGUAGCCAUAGAGUUCUCUCAGGAGGAGUGGGAAUGCCUGGACCCAGCUCAGCGAAAAUUGUACAUGGAUGUGAUGUUGGAGAACUACAGCAACCUAGUCUCCGUGGCUAUGUCAUCUGAAGAUGCCCAGGCCUUUAUGCCCAAGACUAGAAUACAAGAUUUAUUCUCUGAAAUGAUACUGAGUACACAUAAUGGAGACAGAAGUUAUCAGUGGAAUGAAAAUUGGAAAAAAUUUAAGCAAGAGUCAUAUUGUAGUCAUCGGAGAAGCGAGUUUGCAAAGCAGCAUUAUAAAAGUGGAAGAUUCUGUGACCCAUGGUGCAGUCACAACAUAUGUGAGGUUAUUCCUAUUGUGGAGAAGACACACAAAGGAAUUCAAUGUGUCAUGUCUUUUCAGCAUUCUCCAAAUUACACUGAACAAGAGAAUGUUCAUCCUGGGGAGAAAGCUUACAAAUGGAAUCCUCGUGGUAUAAUCUCAAGUCAAAUAUUCAAGACAAAUAAAGUGAAAAAUAUCCAUAGUGGAAAAAAAUCUAACAAAUGUAAAGAUUCUGGUAAAACAUCUAAUUGGCCUUCAGUUUGUAUGCUAAAUCAGAAAAUUCAUACUGGACUGAAGCCUUACAAAUGUAAAGUAUGUGGCAAAGCCUUUAAAUGUCAUUCAUCUCUUGUCGUACAUAAGGGAAGAAUUCAUACUAUUGCAACAUGUUAUAAACUCAGGGAAAAUGGAAAAGGCUUUAGUCAGUCCUCAGGACAUACUCCACAUCAUAGAAAUCACAUGGAUGAAAAGUUUUAUAAAUAUUUAGAAUGUGACAAAGCCUUUAGCUGGCCCUCAACUCUUAGUAUUCACCAGAGAAUUCACACUAGAGAGAAACCUUAUAAAUACAGAGAAUGUGGCACAUCCUCUAUCAGCUAUGCAAGUCUUACUUAUCAUCAAAGUGUUCAUACUGAAGAUAGGCCUUAUAAAUGUAGAGACUUUGGUAAAGUAUUCCUUCAUGGCUCAAACCAGAAUUGGCAUCAGAAAGUUCAUAAUGGAGAGAAGCUUUACAAAAGUAGAGAAUGUGGGAAAGCCUGUAGAGAGUUCUCACACCUUACUAUGCAUCAGAGAGUUCAUCCUGGAGAGAAGCCCCAUAAAUGUGGAGAAUGUGGCAAAGCCUUUAGAUGGUUCUCAGAACUUACAAGGCAUCAGAGAGGUCAUACUGCAGAGAAACCUUAUCAAUGUAGAGAAUGUGGCAAAGCCUUUAGCCUUUCCUCCUCCCUUAAUACACAUCAGAGAGUUCAUACAAGAGAGAAACCUUAUAAAUGUAGAGAAUGUGGCAAAGCCUUUAGCAGUUCCUCCUCUAUUUGUAGACAUAAGAGGGUUCAUACAGGAGAGAAAUCUUAUAAAUGUAGAGAAUGUGGCAAAGCCUUUACUCAGUCCUCCUCUCUUUGUAGACAUGAGAGAGUUCAUACUACAGAGAAUCCUUAUAAAUGUAGAGAAUGUGGCAAAGUCCUUAGCGAUUCCUCCUCUCUUUAUAAACAUGAGAGAGUUCAUAAAGGAGGGAAACCUUAUAAAUGUAGAGAAUGUGGCAAAGCCUUUAGUCAUUCCUCCUCUCUUUAUAGACAUGAAAGAGUUCAUACAGGAGAGAAACCUUAUAAAUGUAGAGACUGUGGCAAAGGCUUUACCAGUUCCUCAUCCCUUACUUCACAUCAGAGCGUUCACACGGGAGAGAAGCCUUAUAAAUGUAGAGAAUGUGGCAAAGCCUUUACCAAGUCCUCAUCCCUUACUUCACAUCAGAGCGUUCACACGGGAGAGAAGCCUUAUAAAUGUAGAGAAUGUGGCAAAGCCUUUACCAAGUCCUCAUCCCUUACUUCACAUCAGAGCGUUCACACGGGAGAGAAGCCUUAUAAAUGUAAAGAAUGUGGCAAAGCCUUUAACAAGUCCUCAUCCCUUGCUUCACAUCAGAGCGUUCACAUGGGAGAGAAACCUUAUAAAUGUAAAGAAUGUGGCAAAGCCUUUAUCACAUCCUCAUCCCUUACUUGUCAUCAGAGAGUUCAUACUGGAGAGAAGCCUUAUAAAUGUACAGAAUGUGGCAAAGCCUUUACCGCAUCGUCAUAUCUUGCUUGUCAUCGGAGAGUUCAUACUGGAGUGAAGCCUUAUAUAUGUAGAGUAUGUGGCAAAGCCUUUAUCAAAUCCUCCUGUCUUAAUAGACAUCAAAGCAUUCACACGGGAGAGAAGCCAUAUAAAUGUAGAGAAUGUGGCAAAGCCUUUAGCAAGUCCUCAUACCUUACUUCACAUCAGGGCAUUCACACGGGAGAGAAGCGUUAUAAAUGUAAAGAAUGUGGCAAAGACUUUACCACAUCCUCAUCCCUUAGUUGUCAUCAGAGAGUUCAUACUGGAGAGAAGCCUUAUGAAUGUACAGAAUGUGGCAAAUCCUUUGUCAGCUCCUCAGCACUUACUAAGCAUCAGAGAAUACAUACUGGAGUGAAGUCUUACAGAUGUGUGUAGUGUCAUAAGUCCUUGAGGAGCAGUGAGAACUUACUGAAUAUCACAGAAUUCAUGCUGGAAAGAAGCCUUAUGAAUGUGAAAAAUGUAAAAAUGCUUUUAAAAGCCAUUCAGAUAUGACUGUACCUUAGAGACUUCCUAACAGAGACUGUACAAAUGCAGAGAAUGGCUGGAGCCUCUACUCACAGCUCAAAAUUUGCUGAACAUUAGAGAUUUCGUAGUAGAGCAGCGGUUCUCAACCUGUGUGUCGACCCCUUUCGGGGUCUAACAACCCUUUCACAGGGGUUGCCUAAGACCAUCGGAAAACACAUAUAUAAUUACAUACUGUCUUUUUGCAUAAU
Messenger RNA from Myotis myotis, 3145 nucleotides. RefSeq names its product zinc finger protein 420-like. Gene Ontology annotation, biological process: regulation of cytokine production; regulation of immune system process; negative regulation of transcription by RNA polymerase II. Lineage: Eukaryota; Metazoa; Chordata; Mammalia; Chiroptera; Vespertilionidae. The transcript is spliced from 5 exons. The record is from RefSeq and is a predicted model, not a curated record. Gene Ontology annotation, molecular function: DNA-binding transcription repressor activity, RNA polymerase II-specific. The coding region runs from base 294 to 2807 and encodes 837 amino acids.